CUUGAACACAGAAUGUUUAUGUGAACAUCAAUCGGAUCAUGUCGGUCGGGAACCGGCUCCUGGAGACCGGCCACUACGCCUCCCAGCAGAUCCAGCAGAUCUCAAGUCAGCUGGAGCAGGAGUGGAAGGCCUUUGCUGCAGCACUGGACGAACGCAGCACCCUGCUGGAGAUGUCUGCCAGCUUCCACCAGAAAGCAGACCAGUACAUGAGUAAAGUGGAGCCAUGGUGUAAGGCAUGUGGUGAGGGAGAGCUGCCCUCUGAACUCCAAGAUCUGGAAGACACAAUCCACCAUCACCAGGGACUGUACGAGCACAUCACAACAGCAUACUCUGAGGUAAGCCAGGAUGGGAAGUCUCUUUUGGACAAACUACAGCGACCUUUGACACCAGGAAGUGCUGAUUCGUUGAUGGCAUCGGCUAACUACUCCAAGGCUGUACACCACGUCUUAGACAUCAUCCAUGAGGUGCUGCACCACCAGAGGCAGCUGGAAAACAUCUGGCAGCAUCGCAAAGUCCGCCUGCAUCAACGGCUGCAGCUGUGUGUCUUUCAGCAGGAUGUACAGCAAGUGCUCGACUGGAUAGAGAACCACGGUGAGGCCUUCCUCAGUAAACACACUGGUGUUGGGAAGUCUUUACACAGAGCCAGGGCUCUGCAGAAGAGACAUGAAGACUUUGAGGAAGUUGCACAGAACACCUACACCAAUGCUGACAAGUUGCUGGAGGCAGCAGAACAGCUGGCCCAGACCGGAGAGUGUGACCCAGAGGAAAUUUACCAGGCUGCCCAUCAGCUAGAAGAUCGCAUUCAGGACUUUGUGCGACGUGUUGAGCAACGUAAAGUCCUGCUGGACAUGUCUGUUGCCUUCCAUACUCACGUCAAAGAGCUGUGGACGUGGUUGGAGGAGCUUCAGAAGGAACUGCUGGAUGAUGUGUAUGCAGAGUCGGUGGAAGCAGUGCAGGACCUGAUCAAACGUUUCGGCCAGCAGCAGCAGACCACCCUGCAGGCUACAGUCAAUGUCAUCAAGGAGGGGGAGGACCUGAUACAACAGCUCAGAGACUCAGCCAUCUCAAGCAACAAGACUCCCCACAACAGCUCCAUGGCCCACAUCGAGAGUGUGCUGCAGCAGCUGGACGAGGCCCAGGGCCAGAUGGAGGAGCUUUUCCAAGAAAGGAAGAUCAAACUGGAGCUCUUCCUGCAGCUCCGCAUCUUUGAGAGGGACGCCAUUGAUAUCAUCUCAGACCUGGAAUCAUGGAACGAGGAAUUAUCCCAGCAGCUUAGUGAAUUUGACACAGAGGACCUACCACUGGCCGAGCAGAGGCUACAGCAUCAUGCAGACAAAGCGCUAACUAUGAACAACCUCACCUUUGACGUCAAGCACCAGGGUCAGGAGCUUCUGCAGUAUGUCACAGAAGUACAGGCAUCUGGUGUGGAGCUGUUGUGCGACAGGGAUGUGGACAUGGCCACAAGGGUCCAGGGCCUGCUGGAGUUUCUCCACGAGAAGCAGCAGGAGCUGGACUUGGCAGCAGAGCAGCACAGGAGACAUCUGGAGCAGUGUGUCCAAUUAAGGCAUCUGCAGGCUGAAGUGAAACAGGUGCUGGGUUGGAUCCGAAAUGGAGAGUCCAUGCUGAAUGCUGGUCUGAUCACAGCCAGUUCGUUACAGGAAGCUGAACAGCUGCAGAAGGAACAUGAACAAUUCCAACAUGCAAUUGAGAAAACCCAUCAGAGUGCACUGCAGGUGCAGCAGAAGGCUGAGGCCAUGCUCCAGGCAAACCACUACGACAUGGAUAUGAUCAGAGACUGUGCAGAAAAGGUGGCAGACCACUGGCAGCAGCUCAUGCUGAAAAUGGAGGACCGGCUGAAGCUGGUGAAUGCGUCUGUGGCUUUCUACAAGACCUCUGAGCAGGUGUGCAGUGUGUUAGAAAGCCUGGAGCAGGAGUAUAAGAGAGAAGAAGACUGGUGUGGCGGCGCAGAUAAACUCGGCCCUAACUGCGAGUCAGACCAUGUCACUCCCAUGAUCAGUAAACACCUGGAACAGAAAGAGGCCUUCCUCAAGGCCUGCACGUUAGCCAGACGCAAUGCUGAUGUCUUCUUGAAGUAUCUGCACAGAAACAGUGUCAACAUGCCCGGCAUGUUGUCCCACGUAAAAGCUCCGGAGACUCAGGUUAAGAACAUCUUGAAUGAGUUGCUGCAGAGAGAGAACAGAGUGCUCCACUUCUGGACCAUGAGGAAGCGCAGGCUGGACCAGUGCCAGCAAUAUGUGGUGUUUGAACGCAGCGCCAAGCAGGCCCUGGAGUGGAUCCAUGACACCGGGGAGUUUUACCUGUCCACACACACAUCCACCGGCUCCAGCAUUCACCACACACAGGAGCUGCUUAAAGAGCAUGAAGACUUCCAGAUCACAGCAAAGCAAACCAAAGAGCGGGUAAAGCUGUUGAUCCAGCUGGCGGAUGGGUUUUGUGACAAGGGCCACGCCCAUGCUCUGGAGAUAAAGAAAUGGGUGUCCUCAGUGGACAAGCGCUACAGGGACUUUUCUCUCCGCAUGGACAAAUAUCGAACCUGCCUGGAAACGGCGCUCGGCAUUUCUUCCGACUCCAACAAAGCUAGUAAAGGUCUGCAACUGGACAUUAUCCCAGCCAGUGCCCCAGGGUUAGAGGUCAAGCUGAGGGAUGCCGCCCAUGAACUCAACGAGGAGAAGCGGAAGUCAGCGCGAAGGAAAGAAUUUAUAAUGGCUGAGCUGAUUCAAACAGAGAAAACUUACGUCAGAGACCUACGGGAGUGUAUGGAUACGUACCUGUGGGAGAUGACCAGCGGAGUGGAGGAGAUUCCUCCUGGUAUUGUUAACAAGGAACACAUCAUCUUUGGAAACAUGCAGGACCUCUACGAGUUUCAUCACAAUAUCUUCCUGAAGGAGUUGGAGAAAUAUGAGCAGCUUCCAGAGGAUGUCGGCCAUUGUUUUGUGACUUGGGCUGAUAAGUUUCAGAUGUAUGUGAACUACUGUAAGAACAAGCCCGACUCCACUCAGCUCAUCCUGGAACAUGCUGGACCUUACUUUGAUGAAAUCCAGCAAAGGCAUCGGUUGGCCAACUCCAUCUCCUCCUACUUGAUCAAACCUGUCCAGAGAAUCACUAAAUACCAGCUGCUUCUCAAGGAGUUGUUGACAUGCUGUGAGGAGGGUAAAGGGGAGAUAAAGGACGGUCUUGAAGUCAUGCUCAGUGUCCCAAAGAGAGCCAAUGAUGCCAUGCACCUUUCUAUGCUGGAUGGGUUUGAUGGGAACAUCGACUCCCAAGGAGAGUUGAUACUUCAGGAUUCCUUCCAGGUAUGGGAUCCCAAGACUCUGAUCAGGAAGGGUCGAGACCGACACCUCUUCCUCUUUGAGAUGUCUCUGGUCUUCAGCAAAGAAGUCAAAGACUCCAACGGGCGCAGCAAGUACCUGUAUAAGAGCAAGCUCUUUACAUCAGAGCUUGGGGUGACAGAACAUGUGGAGGGAGAUCCUUGUAAGUUUGCCCUGUGGGUGGGCAGAACCCCGACCUCAGACAACAAGAUCGUCCUCAAGUCUUCAAGUAUUGAGAACAAGCAGGACUGGAUCAAACACAUCCGGGAGGUCAUCCAGGAGAGAACGGUGCACCUGCGCGGAGCUCUGAAGGAGCCCAUCCACAUCCCUAAAGCCACCACAGCUAAACACAAAGGCAGACGUAAUAUUUCCUUCAGGGAUGGAGAGGAUCUGGACAGCCAGGGAGACGCAAGCAGCCAACCGGAUACCAUCUCAAUCGCUUCACGAACAUCCCAAAAUACCCUGGACAGUGAUAAGCUUUCCGGUGGCUGUGAGUUGACGAUGGUGAUCCAUGACUUUCUGGCCAGCAGUGGAGGUGGCAGCGGGGAGCUGACGGUGCGGCAAGGCCAGACUGUGGAGGUUCUGGAGCGUCUCCACGACAAGCCGGACUGGGUCCUGGUGCGGACCACAGACCGCUCUCCGGCCCAGGAGGGCAUCGUGCCCUGCGCCAUGCUCUGCAUCGCUCACUCCAGGUCCUCCAUGGAGAUGGAGGGGCUCUUCAACCACAAAGACACCUUGUCUGUAUCCAGUAACGACGCCCUGCAGCCAGGCUCCAGCCACACCCUGGGUCAUCACAGCUCUCCAGGCCCCAAACGUCCUGGGAACACCUUGAGGAAGUGGCUCACCAGCCCCGUGCGGCGGCUGAGUUCUGGCAAAGCUGAUGGCCACGUCAAGAAACUCGCCCACAAGCACAAGAAGAACCGCGAUGGCACGAGGAAGAACAUGGACUCAAUGGCCGGCUCGCAGAAGGACUCUGACGACAACGCUGCAACGCCACAGGACGAGACACUGGAGGAACGUAUGCGUAAUGAGGGUCUGAGCAGUGGCACCCUGUCCAAGUCUUCCUCAUCAGGGAUGCAGAGCUGCGGUGAAGAGGAAGGAGAGGAAGGGGCCGAUGCUGUCCCUCUGCCUCCCCCAAUGGCCAUCCAGCAACACAGCCUGCUGCAGCCCGACUCUCAGGACGACAAGUCUGCUUCCCGUCUUUCCGCUCGUCCCAGCAGUUCAGAGACGCCCAGUGCUGCUGAGCUGGUCAGUGCCAUCGAAGAGCUGGUGAAGAGCAAGAUGUCACUGGAGGAUCGUCCCAGUUCUCUGUCAGUAGAGCAGGGCGACAGCAGCUCUCCUUCCCUCAACCCCUCCGACAACUCCCUCCUCUCCUCCUCCUCACCCAUCGAUGAGUUGGAUGAGCGCAAGUCUGGCUUCUUCAAGAGAAGACAUUAUGUGCUUCUGGAGCUGGUGGAGACUGAGAGAGACUAUGUCAGAGAUCUGGGAUCAGUAGUGGAGGGCUACAUGAGCAGAAUGAAAGAGGAAGGAGUUCCAGAUGACAUGAGAGGAAAAGACAAGAUUGUCUUUGGAAACAUCCAUCAGAUCUAUGACUGGCACAAAGAUCUUUUCCUGGGAGAGCUUGAGAAAUGUUUGGAGGAUCCUGACAGGCUGGCUCCUCUAUUCGUCAAACAGGAGCGGAGGUUACACAUGUACAUCGUGUACUGUCAGAACAAACCAAAAUCUGAGCAUGUUGUGUCAGAAUACAUUGACACUUACUUUGAAGACCUCAAGCAGCGAUUGGGCCACAGAUUGCAGAUCACUGACCUGCUUAUCAAACCAGUCCAACGUAUAAUGAAGUACCAGUUACUGCUGAAGGAUCUUCUUAAAAUGUCUAAGAAAGCUGGAGUGGAUACAAAAGAUCUGGAGAAAGCUGUGGAGGUUAUGUGCGUGGUCCCCAAGCGCUGCAAUGACAUGAUGAAUGUUGGGCGCCUUCAAGGCUUCGAUGGUAAAAUUGUGGCACAGGGCAGAUUGCUCCUACAAGACACCUUCAUGGUGUCGGACCAGGAUGGAGGACUUCUGUCCAGGAUGAAGGAGAGGAGAGUCUUCCUGUUUGAGCAGAUCGUCAUCUUCAGCGAGCCCAUAGACAAAAAGAAGGGCUUCUCUUCUCCCGGCUACCUCUUCAAGAACAACAUCAAGGUGAGCUGGUUGGGUUUAGAAGAAAAUGCAGAUGACCCCUGCAAGUUCACCCUCACAUCCAGAUCAUCUAGUGGAAACCUGGAGAGGUACACCCUGCAUUCAAUGAGCCCCGGGGUCAGUCAAGUCUGGAUCCACCAGGUCAGCCAGAUACUAGAGAACCAGCGGAACUUCCUCAAUGCUCUGACAUCCCCCAUAGAGUAUCAGAGGAACCAUGUGGGUGGUGGCGGGCCGGGCGGCCCACCCAGCAGUAGCAGCAGUUGCACUGGAGGCCUGCCAGGAGGCAGCAGCUCCAGCAUGGGAGGGGGAGGAGGUGGUGGUGGCUCUGGAGGAUCGGGGAGCAGCUCCUCCUCUCUGUGCGGCCCUCGCUCUCGACCCUCUCGCAUCCCCCAGCCAUCCUCACGCUUACCCCAGCCCGUCCACCACCACCAUUCCCCGGGCCCUGAGGGGCCCGACAGAUCAGCAGGUAUGUGGUCACCCUGCCACCCUCUGUCCCUCCCCUCUAACCCCUACCCAGACAGCCCCACAAAUGGAGAGGUGUUAGCCUCAGAGGUCCCAAAGAUGAGGAUGCUGGAUAGUCCUCAUGGAAAUAACAGCAAUAACAGUAACAGCCCAUCAGACAGCAUGGAUGGUAGUGUCAGACUGGGGGGUUUUGAAGAAACCCAGAAACAUCAAACAGCUGGUAUACCACAGAUGGCCGUAGCUCCUCUUAAUUUGAACCUAAAAAGCCCUCGAGCUGGGACAGUUUCUCCUCUGAUUUCACCCCAGUCCCCUGGAGGUGGAGGAAAGGAUGCAUUAGUCCCUUCUAGCCCAGCUCAUAAAGGCACCUCUUUCUGGGCUAUGGUCCCUUCUGUGCCCCCCUCUCCUGCCAGCCGGCCUGGCUCCUUCUCCUACCCCAGCGACUGUGGUGGAGGAGGGGACUCUUUGGGCAGAGGGAGCCACGGGAAGCCCUCUCAUCACCGCCACUCCACCCACAGUAAGGACAUAGACCGCAUGAGCACCUGCUCCUCCACCAGCGAGCAGUCCAUACACUCCAUCCAGAGCAACGGGAGUGAAAGCAGUAGCAGCAGCAGUGUGUCCACCAUGUUGGUGACCCAGGACUAUGUGGCAGUGAAGGAGGAUGAGAUCAGUGUGGUGCAGGGCGAGGUAGUUCAAAUGCUAGCCAGCAACCAGCAGAACAUGUUCCUGGUGUACCGGGCGUCCAAUGAGCACAGCCCUGCUGCUGAGGGCUGGAUCCCUGGCUAUGUAUUAGGACAUACCUCCACCUCCAUCACACCCGACCUCCCUGAAGGAACCAUCAAGAAAUCAUUAUCAUGGCAUACAGCGCUCCGUAUCCGCCGAAAGUCUGAAAAAAGAGACAAAGAGGGCAGGAAGAUGGAGAACGGAUACCGCAAGUCUCAGGAUGGCCUGGCCAACAAAGUCUCUGUCAAGCUUCUAAAUCCCAACUUCAUCCCUGAUGCUCCUCCAGAGUUCUUAGUCCCUGUUGGCGAUGUUGCGUGCGAGGGUGGUGACAGUGUUACUCUGAGGUGUAAAGUGUGCGGUCGACCCCGGGCCACCGUCACUUGGCGGGGACCUGACAACAACACUCUGAGCAACAAUGAACAGUACAACGUCACUUACAGUGAGACAGGAGAGGCCGCUCUCUGUAUCCUGGGAGCGUCUGUAGAGGACAGUGGUGUUUACACCUGUGUUGCCACAAAUGUAGCAGGCUCUGUCACCUCCUCCGGCAGCCUCAGGGUCUCAGGAACAGCUGACGACGGCAGUGAAGUCCUCUGGAAAAGCAGCUUUGCCUCCUACUACACAGAGAUCACUGAAUUAGGAAGGGGCAGGUUCUCAGUGACAAAGCGGUGUGACCAGAGAGGCAGUAAACGGACAAUUGCAGCAAAACACAUCAACAAGAAGCUGCUGCGUCGAGAGCAGGUGCUGCAUGAGGUCCGGCUGCUCCAGACUCUGGAUCAUCCCCACAUGGUGGGGCUGCUGGACACGUAUGAGACGGCCCACAGCUACGUUCUUGUGCUGGAGAUGGCAGACCAGGGACGUUUCCUUGACUACAUAGUGAGCUGGGGCAACCUGACGGAGGAGAAGGUGGCUCUCUACCUCAGAGAUAUUCUUGAAGCUCUCCACUACCUGCACAGCUGGAGGAUAGCACAUCUUGAUCUUAAACCGGAGAACAUCGUGGUGGAACAUGCGUCUUCCCAGCCGGUGAUCAAGCUGACAGACUUUGGUGAUGCAGUACAGCUGAACCCUCCCUCCUUCUACACCCACCCUCUCCUGGGGAGCCCAGAGUUCUCUGCUCCUGAGCUGAUCCUGGGUCAGCCUGCUUCACUGAUGUCCGACCUCUGGAGCUUAGGGGUGGUGACCUACGUUGUUCUGAGCGGUGCCUCUCCCUUCCUGGAUGAGAGUUUGGAGGAGACGUGUUUGAACAUCUGUCGUCUUGACUUCAGCUUCCCUGAGGACUACUUUCAGGGUGUGAGCGCUGCUGCCAGGGACUUUGUGUGCCUGCUGCUCCAGAGCGAGCCGGAGCGGCGCCCCCCCGCGGGGUCCUGCCUGCAGGAGCCCUGGCUGCAGCCCCGAGGCAUGAUGAACAGAGACACUGGUCACACCACCCUGAACCAUACACAGCCACCAGCGCUGCCACAGAAUCAUCAACAUCUGGACACCUCCAGACUCAUCGCCUUCAUCGAGAGACGGAAACACCAGAACGAUGUUCGGCCCAUCGCCACCGUUAAGGCCUUUCUUCACAGCCGGCUGCUCAACCACAUCUAACUCACGAGACAGCAACGUGUACUGUGGAUACACGUUCUGCUUUGUUGAGGACUUGAAGGAAUUCCUGCCUGUCCACAAAGCUUUGGAGGAUGAGUAACCUUUGUUGAGUUGAGCUGUUACUGAGAGGAACACCAGCAACAUUUCCACAAUGAUCCCCUUUUCCCUCACUACGCCACACAAAUCCUGCUGCUGCUGACUGACUGACCUCUGCUGAUAAACCCUCUGACUCUAACCCCAACCCCCCCUCCUUUACCUUGGCAUAUUGUCAUUAUGCCUGCACAACAAAUUAACUGUUGGAAUCUGUUUGAGAUUUCAAACCGUGACUUAGCAGGGAGAGAAACCCGAGCUUUCUCAACAAGCUUCCUCAGCAAGCUUGAGCAAGUCUUGCGUUGCGACCAGUGUUGAACGGAGAAAAUAGAAUACUGUAUAAUAAGAGUAAUUCAGGCUGCUUUCGGUUGAACACAAGAAAAUGUUUUUUUGUAAUGAGAGAUUACUUUUUGUAAAUGAAACCAUGUACAGUGAGUAAACAGAGAUCUGUCUUUAUUCAAACAAAGGUGAGUAGACGAGAGAAGUGGGAUGUGUGAACAAAGUGGAACCCAUCAGCAGGGUCCACUUAUUCUAAGAUGAAGACCAAAACCAUGUUUUCCAGAAACACAUUAUAGUUACAUUCAGUGCAAUAGUUUGCUUAUCUUUAUGCCCCCAUUCUGUCUGUGACAAUAAGAUAAACUCAAUUAACAAGUAUUAAACUAUUCGGCAUCGCCUCUCAGAAUUUUACCUGCAUCCGCCUUAUUUGUAAAUAACGUAUUCCUGCCUUUCAUUCUCAUUUUGAAGAAUUUGUCUCAAAGGAACAAAAGCGAUUUAAUUUGCAGAGUAUUAGUGAGUCCAUGCAGUUUUUGAGGUCACUCCUUGAGUCUGCAUUUUACUAUGAACAAACCGCUACUAGAAAUGCACUCGUAAUUUGCAUCAAUUCCCAUGUGCAAUGUUGCAGCUUUAACAUUUAUGCAACUAUUUAUGAAGACUUUGUGUUGUAGCCGUAUUCUUAAAAAGGCAUGUACGUACCUGGUACUGCGAUAGAUGUCUGUAUUGUGUUAACUCUUAUGUAUUAAGUUCAGUAUUAAUAUCUGCAAAAACCCCAGACAUGAGGCGGGUUUUUGGGAAAUAAUGUAUAAAAAUGUGUAUCUAUAAAAUAUAGGCACUUAUGCUUUAAUUUUCUCAUUAUUCUGUUUUUAAUUUCUGUAACAAUACCAAAGUUGACUCUGCUUUCUUUUCCCGCUAAAAUGUGUCUUUUUUAUGAUUUCUAAUGUUAAGUUAUAACAGACCACACUGAACCAGGACAUGUGAGUGUUUCCAUAGGUUCAGUCUGGAUUUAUUUAUUCUUUAUCGUAAUAAGAAAGUGUUUGGUGGUUUCUUGCUGAAAAAACGAAUAUUUCACUUUUUUCAAGCUGUGCACAGAGUAGUUUGCUGUGUGAGUUUGUUUGGCUUUUGUAGGUAGAUACUGGUGUAUGUUGCUCGAGUCUUUUUAGCAUAUCAGUUUGAAGUUGUAAGACACAAUAAGACACCAAGUAAUAUGUCUGGAAAAAUGUCUCACUGUGGCCCAUUCACCACAGACUUUAAAUUGUAUGAGAAUUAAUCAUUAAACUUUAAGGAGACGCCAGAGAUUGUACCAACAAAAGUUCAAAUGUAUCACUUUGAUAACUAUAAUUCGUCAUUGACAUGUUAUCUUCCAGUUAUUUUCAUUUGGUUGAGUUGAUGUCUUUGGGUUAUAAAGUUGUUGAAGUGCCAGUUGAUGGAGUCGAACUAGAGGUGGGUGAGACUAAAUAUGUGCAUUGUUUCUUAUUUUAUUUGAAGGUUUUAAGAGUUGCUGUCUGAUUUGAUGUUCAAGAAGUCAAAAAAAUGUUGAUUUUCUUUGGUCUGUACAGUCUAAGUAUCUCAUUCUGUGUCAUUCUAUUUAUUGGAGUGGAUCUAGGUUUCCCAAAAUCAUGCUGUUAAUCAGUUUAUCAAAUUCUCUUAAAGCCUAUUCAUGGAAGAAUAUGAUCUAAGUAGUAAAAUGCCUUUGGGAAACCCCCCCUAUACAUGAUGUAAAGAUGUACAGAGAGGGUCGGGCAGUUUGCCCACACCCAGGAUGUAAACCUCAUAGCUAUGUCAUAUUUUAAGUACACAUAGAACAAGACUGCAGCAAUGUCAUUUUGAAUGUCUUAUUAUUAAUUAUUUUUACUUUUGCAUGUAUAUUUCUUUGUACAGAAGAUUGUGUUUACAUGUUACUAAGUGUUGUAAAUAUUUUAUUUUGUCCUCGGUUAUUUUGCCAUUAAACGUACAAGGAACAAC
Notothenia coriiceps (black rockcod) is the source of this 10595-nucleotide messenger RNA. RefSeq names its product triple functional domain protein. Gene Ontology annotation, molecular function: protein kinase activity; protein binding; ATP binding. The coding region runs from base 39 to 8270 and encodes 2743 amino acids. Gene Ontology annotation, biological process: axon guidance; protein phosphorylation. Gene Ontology annotation, cellular component: cytoplasm; extrinsic component of membrane. NCBI's taxonomy places the organism in Eukaryota, Metazoa, Chordata, Actinopteri, Perciformes, Nototheniidae. The record is from RefSeq and is a predicted model, not a curated record. The transcript is spliced from 53 exons.